Molecule: messenger RNA, 2403 nt
Organism: Tetrahymena thermophila SB210
Lineage: Eukaryota; Ciliophora; Oligohymenophorea; Hymenostomatida; Tetrahymenidae
Exons: 9
Source: RefSeq, a predicted model, not a curated record
AAAAUCAAAUUUUAUUAAUAAAAUUUGAAAUUUUAGAAUAAUCAUUAAAUAGAAGAGUAAGUAUUAAUUAUCAAAGAAAGAAUGUCUUCACUAAAAGAUAGAUUAUUAGAAAGAAUUAACUCUCUUAAUUUUAGUGAUUCAGAAGAAGAGUCAAACUACAAGAAAUCAUAGUAAACGAAGAACCAGCGUGAUCUUACAUUUCCUAAUAAAAAGUUGAAAUUUGAUGAUAAUCAAAAAAAGAUGAACACAGAUUUACCAAGAAGUGUUGUGGAAAAGAAAUAAGCUUAAAGUAAGAGUAGGAAUUAUAGAUAAUAAGAAAGUAUGAAUUAAAAAAUAGAAACAAAAGAAAAAUUUAAUGGAGUUGAAGAAAAUAACUAAACUUUUGCAGAUAUUGAGAGGCGUAUUUAAUAAUUGGAACUUGACCUCUCUAAAAGUUUAAUGUCAUCAUAAAAUAAUUACAAUAAUAGUUAACACAAGAUUGUAGAUGAAAGUAGCAUUAACUAUUCGGACAGUUUGAGGGAUUAAAAAGGCGAAUAUGAAUAUUAUGAUGCUGAAAUGCAGUAGCAUAACAAAGAAUUAGAAUAAAUCACUUAAACUAUGGGGAAUGUAUUAGACAAUAAAAAUUUUUCAUAAAUAAGCUACUUACCACAUUAGAACAAUCAAAAUAUCAAUAGAAAUUCAAAAAAUUUCAUUAACUCAAAUAAUAAUUGCACCAGCUGCACUCACGUUGGUUCUUUCAACUGUUUUUAAAAUUAACUUUCUUAAGAUUGUUUGUGUUGCAAAUAAGCUCAGCAUCACUUUCACUCUUGUCAUAGCAAUCACACUUUUAACACUGAACAUGAAAUGCAAUACUGUCCUCAUUAAACAAUCAAUAGCAAUGUUUGCUAUAGAUAAAAAGUUAAUAGUAUGGAAAGAAAUUAAUCAAAUGGACAAUAUCUUUAUUAAGAUAAUAAGUAGAUAUAUCAACAUGAUAGAUUUUAGAGGAAUGUGAAUAAGAAUUUUGAGAAUUUCGAGAGAGAAACUUAGGAGUUAAAUAGAAGGGUUGCAGAAAUAAAAAAAGAAUUGGAGAAUGACAACGAAUCAUCUGAAAAUAGUGACGAUGAAAGCAGUAAAAAAUAGAAAGAUAGAUCAUUAUUAGACUCUAAUUCCUUUUAUAGAAACAAAAAGAGCAAUGAUGUCUCUGUUGAUUCUGUAAGCUAAAGAAAGCCAUAGAAAUCAAUUUUAAAACAUAGCUUUUCAAAUAUAGACUAAAAAAUAUAAAAUUCUUAAAUGAAAUUACUCUAAGAAUUAGAGAAAUCCUAUUCCUAAGCAGAUGGUGGAAGUGGCUUAGAUAAUAAUCAAUAAAAUUACUUUUUAUAAUAAAAAUACCAAUAAUAGUAAUAAUAAGAUAGAAGUUCCUAUUACACAAAUAAUUCAUAAAGUCAUGAAUAAAAAUAUUAAUUCUCUUAGAAUUAAAAUAACAAUUAUAGUAGCUCAAACCAAGUAUACAACGAUAAGGAAAAUAACUACUAAUCAUAAAACUAUAGUAAUAUUAGUACAACUCCUUUUUAAUCUAGACCUCUCUUUAAUGACGCUGAUAAAACUGAAUUACUAAAUUAGCUGGCUAGAGAAAAAUAGUUGUUAGAAGAAAUAGCAAAUUUAAGAAGAUAAAAUAAUUAGCUUGCAAGCUAAAAUGGUAGUAGAAACGGAAGUAGAAAUGCAAGUAGAAAAGAGAGCAGGCAUGAGGAUGAAACAUACAAUAAAAGUAGAAAUAAUAGUAAUAGCAGAAGCCCAUCUUUAAAAGAAUAUAAAACUCCUGAUUUAAAAUUUAAAGAGUAAUCAGAAGAAAAAAUAAAAAGAAAGAAAAGACAAAACUCAUUCCAGAAUGAAUAUUAAACAAAUGAAGGAAAUCAGCAAAAACAAUAUGAAAGUUAAAGAAAUCCCUCCAAAUAAACAAAUAAAUCCUAUGAAAAUUAAAAAUAAUAUUAAAAGUAAUUAGAUAACUAUUCAACUAAAUAAACAGAGCAAUAUCAAACUUAGCAGAAUUAAUAAUAAAAUGAUAAUAAUUUCUACAGCAAGAGAUCAGAUUCUUAAACUAAUACAAAAAGAAUAGUCAAAUAAUAAAAGCAAGUUAAAGAAAUGGAAAAGCUAAAGAAAGAAACUGAGUUAUUAAAAUAAGUAGAAAGGAUCAGAAAAAAUAUUUAGCACUCCAUAAAAAAAAAGAUAAAUGAAUAAAAGCUUAUAGAGAAAUAAGAAAAAGCUUAGAAAGCUAGAAGAUAAUAGCACAGCUCAUAACAUGAUCUUUAAAACCAAUAAAAAAUGGUUUCUAAAAGUUAAAUGUAAAACCACUGUUAAAAUUGCUCUUUCUUACUAAAUAGAGGAAUUCCUACAACUUACUGCAGCUGUGAUAAAAAUAGAAAAUGA